AUGCGGUCCUUGACGACCACACUACUCGCCGCAUUAGGCGCUGUUGGAGCAGUAACAGCAAGCCCUUUGCACAAGAAUGCCAGAGACAACACUGCCAGACAGACAGCUCAGUAUGAAGGAUACAUGUUCGCCUACUUCACUGGCAAUUCUGUCGAAGGAGAAAAGAUCUACUUCGCUGCCAGCAAUGGGAACAAUGCCCUCGACUGGCGAGAGCUCAAUGGUGGCCAACCAGUACUCGCAUCGACGAAAGGAACGACCGGUCUCCGUGAUCCGUUCAUCAUGAGAUCCGUCGACGGCAGUACCUUCUACCUGGUCGCGACUGAUCUCUCAAUUGGCUCUGGUACCUCCUGGGAUGCUUCUGUGCGGACAGGCAGUCGAUACUUGGAGAUUUGGGAGUCGAACGAUCUGGUGACUUGGUCUGAACAACGGCAUGUUCUUGUCUCGCCACCGACUGCUGGAAAUACAUGGGCGCCUGAAGCACACUGGGACGAGAGCAUUGGAGCAUACGCUGUCUACUGGGCAUCCUCACUCUACGCCGAGGACGAUCCAAAUCAUACUGGCGCUUCUUACCACAGAAUGCUCUAUGCAACGACGCAAGAUUUCAUCACAUUUAGCGAACCUCAAAUAUGGCAGGACGCAGGCACUUCUCGCAUUGACUCUGAUGUAUUGCAAGUGGACAAUACCUACUAUCGAUUCACCAAAGAUGAGGGAGCUGUCUCUGGAUGCACGGACAUCAUUCAGGAGAGCUCACCAGAUCUGCUCGCCCAGCUGAAUGGAUGGCAAUCUAUCGCUACUUGCAUUGGUCGAGAUGCGGGCACCAGCGCCAUUGAAGGCCCGACUGCUUUCAGAUCAAAUCCAGGAGAUGUGAAUGGCGACAAGUUCUACCUGUUUGUCGAUGAAUAUGGCGGACGAGGGUACAUACCACUGGAAACCGCUGAUAUCUCAAGGCCUACUUGGCGUGUGUCCGCAAGCUACUCUCUCCCAACCAGCCCACGACACGGCACGGUUCUGCCAAUCACUGCUGCAGAGCUUCAGAGACUUACGAGCAGCCAGCUCAAGAAGCGAGAAAGUGCGUUGAUCCCAGGCCUCUACGCAGAUCCCAACAUUGCAAUCUUCGGGAACGAAUACUACAUCUAUCCAACGACAGACGGAUACCCAGGGUGGGGCGGCAACCAAUUCUACGUUUGGAAGUCGUCUAACCUCGUCGACUGGACACGCUCAGCAGUGCCCAUCCUGACUCUCAACGGCACUGACGGCAACGUUCCAUGGGCAACAGGCAAUGCAUGGGCACCUACAAUCGCCGAGCGAGACGGGAAGUACUAUUUCUACUUCAGUGGUCAAAACCCAACGUACGACCGAAAAACGAUUGGCGUUGCAGUGGCAGACUCUCCUGAAGGACCAUUCACGGCACAGCCUGAAGCUUUUAUCCUCAACAACGAGGAAGUGACUUCAGGCCAAGCUAUCGAUCCUGACGUCUUCGUUGACCCAAAGACCGGAAAGUACUUCAUCUACUGGGGCAACGGGAGUCCCGUUAUGGCAGAGCUAGCAGACGACAUGGUGUCGUUGAAGCCAGGCACCAUCCAAGCGAUCUCAGGACUGACAGACUUCCGUGAAGCCAGCUUUGUUGUCUACCGCGAGCCAUACUACCACUUUACAUACUCGAUUGACGAUACUGGCAGUGAGAACUAUCGUGUCGGAUAUGCAACGUCGGAUAGUGCGACUGGUCCAUGGACCUACAGAGGCGUGAUUCUGCAAAAGGAUACCAGCCAAGGCAUCCUAGCGACUGGUCACAAUUCCAUCGUCAACGUUCCCGGAACAGAUGACUGGUACAUCGCGUAUCAUCGCUUCGCAAUCCCAGAUGGAGAUGGAACGCAUAGAGAGACGACGAUUGACCGGUUGACAUUUGAUCCUGACACAGGAUUAAUCAAUACAGUGAAACCGACCCUUAAUGGGCCCGGUUCACAGACAAUAUGCUAG
This is a messenger RNA of Zasmidium cellare ATCC 36951, 1977 nucleotides long. RefSeq names its product glycoside hydrolase family 43 protein. Gene Ontology annotation, molecular function: hydrolase activity, hydrolyzing O-glycosyl compounds. The coding region runs from base 1 to 1977 and encodes 658 amino acids. Gene Ontology annotation, biological process: carbohydrate metabolic process. The transcript has a single exon. NCBI's taxonomy places the organism in Eukaryota, Fungi, Ascomycota, Dothideomycetes, Mycosphaerellales, Mycosphaerellaceae. The record is from RefSeq and is a predicted model, not a curated record.